UCUUCAGAUCUCUUGGCCGUGUCUAGAUUCUUCUGUCAUUGCGAGGAGCACCGACCUUACCUGGAAAGAACCACGCGCCAGACGAGAGUCUACCGCAAGCCAUGUCUGCCGCACCACCCCCACUUACACUGACCCAGGUCGCUGCCAUCGGCGAGAACAAGGGUCCAACGCUCAUUGCCGUCAGCGCCCUCUUCAUUGCGAUAUGCACAGUCACCGUCGCCCUUCGCUUUGCCGCCAGGGCCAGCCGUAGCAUGAAGUUCGACUGGGACGACUGGAUGUCUGCCGUGUCACUAGUUUUGGUAAUCUUGUAUUGCGUGACUUGCAUCAUUUCUGUGCCUUAUGGCGUCGGAAAGCACACCUGGGCAGCUGAUCCCACCGAGGUCUGGCGGAUUAUGGAGAUUGCGUACUUCAAUGCGCUCAUCUACUUUACGACACAUUUCUUCAUCAAGAUUUCCAUCCUCUUGUUCUACAAGCGCAUCUUCACGCUCAACGUAAAAUGGUUCAAGUGGUGUGUCUACGCACUCGGCGUGUACACGGUUGGCUGGUACAUUGGCUGCUUCUUCGCCGCCAUGCUUCAAUGUGUUCCGCCGUCCCUCUUCUGGGAACGCUUCAAGCCAGACGGUGACAUGUCGGGCGUCUGCGCGGUUGACAACCCGGCGCUCGUGAUCUCGUCCAGCGCACUCAACACCGUCGGGGAUGUCCUCAUCUUUGCUUUGCCCCUCUUCAUGCUGUGGCAGCUGCAACUGAAGAAGUCGCACAAAUACGCGCUAAUUCUGGUGUUUGCCACCGGCGCCUUCGCCGUUGCUGCUGGUUGUGUUCGUCUGGACUCAUCUGUCCAGGCCAUUGAACUCGAUGCGGACACGACAUGGAUCACCGCCGACAUCUACAUGUGGACGGCCGUGGAAGCAGGCGUGGGGCUUAUCUGCGCCUGCCUUCCCGUUAUUGGCCCUCUGUUCGGUCUGGUUAAGGACCGCGUUUCGUCCUACAUCAUCUCCAGGAGUUCCAAGCGCGGCCUGCGUGCCAGCACAAGCGACGAGGAGUCCAAGAUUGGCUACAAGUCCGCGUCGGGCCGCCCAAGCAACGUGUCUUCGUCAAGGGACAGUCGCUCGGCCCCAUCGGUUGAGAACGUUGGCAUGGCGCACAGCUCGCCAGUCCCACGACCAACCCAGUCUGGUGCUGGUGCACGCGGCAUCGUCAGGACGGACGAGUAUUCUUGUGAGAGCCGCCCGAGAGUCGAGCCCUCAAGCCCAGUCUGAAGAGGCAUGUUGGGAUGUUUCUGGACAGGCUUUCUGAGAAAGCUUCGAUGGGUACAUAGGAACGCGUAGACGUGGAGGCCGCCGCUAGAGUGCGCGGUGGUCUUUGCAUAACAGACUUGCUAGAAUUAGAAUCGCGCGAAUUGGCAGGACGCAUGUGUCAUAAAGCAAUGUAGAUGCCGGUGCCGAGUCGUGCAUUGUGUGUGUGAUGACAA
Microdochium trichocladiopsis is the source of this 1468-nucleotide messenger RNA. RefSeq lists its product as uncharacterized. Lineage: Eukaryota; Fungi; Ascomycota; Sordariomycetes; Xylariales; Microdochiaceae. The transcript is spliced from 6 exons. The record is from RefSeq and is a predicted model, not a curated record. The coding region runs from base 102 to 1256 and encodes 384 amino acids.